AUGGAAGUCGAGAGCAACCAGGAGUCCGCCGUCGCCACCGAUUCGCCGGCCGGAGUUAUGGCCAGCUGCAAUGGUACUCCGAUUUGUUAUUUCAGGCGGAGGUUUCGGUUAACAAACUCGGAGUCCCUUUCCGAAGAUUUGCUAUUCAACGUUCUCGUUCGUCUCCCGGCUCAGAAUAUCCACGACUCGGCUCGGCUCGUUUGCCGCAGGUGGGCCCAGCUGACCCGCUCUCGUGACUUCACACGCGCGCACCUCCGCCACGCGGGCACUGGGCUCCUUUUACAAAGCAAGUCUUCAGUUCAGGAUUUGAUUUUUAUCUCCGGUGGGCUGGGCCGGGCCGAGACUUCCCGGUUGCGCCACGAAUCGGGCCUGGUUGUGUGGGCCAGCUCUCACGGCCUGGUUUUGGCGCCUUCACCUUCCGAUUCACAUACUCUCCGCAUCGUGAAUCCCGGAACAACCGAGUAUCUCGAUCUCCCUCCGGUUUUCCGAGUGGGAAGAUAUUACCAGCACAGUCUUUGUUUGAUGUAUGUGGGGGCCACGAACGAGUACAAAGUGGUGCAAGUCCAAUUCACGAUGGGCGUACGUGGCGGCGCGGAUACCUAUGAGUACGCCGUGUUGACUGUAGGGUCCGACACCUCGUGGAGGCUCGUAGGCACGGAGGACCGUCUUUCUCGUGAGACGAUGGCUCUGUUGUCGAUUAGUGGUAGCCCGUUGAUGACCGAUGGUUUCCUGCACUGGGUCCCGUAUGGUGGCGGGUCUACUAUUUUGACACUUGAUGCGGAAACCGAGGUUAUGACCGAGUCGAGGCUUCCCGUGCCUUUAGGUCGUGAGGGGAAGAGCGAGUUUUUAUUGUCGGGAGGGAAGUAUUUGACGCUUGUGGUGAAAAAGCUCGGGGGGAGUUUCUCAUGGGACGUGUGGGAGAUGAGUCCUGAGACGCGGGUGUGGAGAAAGACGGUUAGCAUCGAUUUGGACGAAGAUGAGAGGUUAAAAGAGUUUAUUCGGGACCGUGAUGGAAUUCGGUUUUUUCCAGAAGAUGUGUUAGAAGAGUUUAUGCGGGACCGUGAUGCAAAUGCUGUUCGGUUUUUUCCAGUCGGUUGGCUAAACUAUCCGGAGGUUUUGGUGUUUGCUCCGAGUAGAGCUGGAUAUUGCAUGUUGUAUUGGGUUCGUACGCGUGAGAUUGAGUCGAUUGGUCUGCCUAGGGCUGCUGCAAGCUAUGAGUAUAUGGUCCAUCAGAGUGGAUUGGUGUCACCCACAGGAUGUUGA
Molecule: messenger RNA, 1263 nt
Organism: Striga hermonthica
Lineage: Eukaryota; Viridiplantae; Streptophyta; Magnoliopsida; Lamiales; Orobanchaceae
Source: the annotation of a GenBank genome assembly